This is a messenger RNA of Rotaria sordida, 345 nucleotides long. The record is from the annotation of a GenBank genome assembly. NCBI's taxonomy places the organism in Eukaryota, Metazoa, Rotifera, Eurotatoria, Philodinida, Philodinidae.
AUGACUUUCAUUGUUAUGCGGUAUAUACAUAAAGAUAUUCCACGACCAUUUGAGGUGCCAUUUGGUUCAUGGUUGAUUCCGAUUAUAGGUUCCUUACUUUGCAUUCUUCUUAUCAAAGAUAUACCAUCGGUAGCAGGUUAUCGAUUCCUUGUGUGGACAGGAUUAGGUCAAAUUAUAUAUUUUUCCUAUGGUUUUUGGCACUCUAAACAACGAAAAUUAAGAAAAAUUAGAUCUAUUGUAAGUGGAAUCCAACCUCUACCAACAAUAUCAAGUGUUAUAGAACAACAUACACAAAACGGACUUGAGUCUGAAUCAGCCAAUGGGAAUACUGGAAGUGCAGUAUAA